Neurospora crassa OR74A is the source of this 1521-nucleotide messenger RNA. RefSeq lists its product as hypothetical. The transcript is spliced from 2 exons. NCBI's taxonomy places the organism in Eukaryota, Fungi, Ascomycota, Sordariomycetes, Sordariales, Sordariaceae. Bases 333 to 719 code for a protein of 128 amino acids. The record is from RefSeq and is a predicted model, not a curated record.
GUGAGCCGUCGUCCUUUUCCCCAUUCAGGUCAUUUAGCGAUUCGAAACACCGACCAGACUGCUCCAGCCAGCGACCAGCCCACGCUCUCUUCCAGCGCCCAUCACCACCGCGUUCGGUAAAACCUUGCUGGUUAAGUUGCUUCUGCUUCUCCGGCGGCGCCAUUCCUUAUUCGCCCUUGAUCGUCGCUUCGGCCGUUUCAGUGGACUGCAAGAUUGCGACGCCCCUACGGGCACCUAUCGAGCCGACAUCACGUUUUUGCCCAGUGGGCAAGGGAACAAAAGGACAACAAAAAGGAGAUCCCUCCCCGACCCUUGAUUUACCACCGUCCGACAUGUCCACCUCGUUUGAUUCCGCCGAUUCCUCUCGUCCUAUGAUGGCUCCCACUACCCAAAACCGCGCCUCCGUUCGCCUCUCUAGGGCGGCCUCCAUGGCCCCCUCGGUCGCGCCCACCUUCAGCACCACCGACACCGCCGUCGCCCAGAUCGUCGACAUUGGCAAGGGGCUCGAACGUAUGGAAAACAAGGCGCUGACGCAGCAGCGCGUGCAACUGUCCGAGGAGAAGAGCGUCAACUUGCAGAAACUCGCUCUGGGCGCCAAGCUUGAGCGCGCGCUCGACCGUCGCAUGUCUGGCCAGGAUGCGGUCAUGAGGCCGCGCAAGCCAACUAUUACCGCCGCUUCAAGCGUCAUCAGCGAGAAGGAGAGGGUCGAGGCGAUCUGAUUUGGACAUAUUGAGCCAAGGGGCAUGAGGUGAAUGGGGCGAAAAAAAAAAACAACGAUCACGCGGCAAGACAAGAGAAGAAUAUCUAGGAUGUUUUGCCGGUUGGUUGGAGAAUGCGCCUGCCGCUCCCGUUCACUCCGCCUGCACAAUGCCGUUCCACACGCUAUUGGGGGAUGUUGCGCUGAGACCGAUCGCGCAAUACGAGAGGAUAACCAGAUACCAACCUUCCUCGUCCGCUCGAACAACCCAAACGCGAAACACACAUGCCGACAAACACGCCGCGUCGAGAACUUGGAAAGAAGUUCACCACAUCGGGAGAGAGUAGCGGUGAUAUUGAGAAUGAGAUAAACUGCGAAUUGGAUGCUCGGUCGCAGGCAACGGAAGGAGUUGUACGAUUACAUUUUCUGGGUGUUGAACACAUCAUGGCGUUGCUUAUUUUUAUUUUCAUUUUUGUCUCACCACGUCUGGAUCAUUACCUUUUGUCAAGGGGGAAACAUUCGGGUGGCCAGCUUGAAUCACUACGAGGACAAGACACUGGCCAAGGAUUCGGGAACAUUGCUGCUUCAUAGACAUGUUUUCAUUUUGGAAGAAGGCCGGGGGGAGUGGUCAACAAAAGGGGAAGAGCAGACGGCAACUUUCAUACUGGGCGAGCAAGCAGCAGACAUGUUAGUUACAUGGAUCGAUGGACUGGGUUACGUUACAACGCAAAUUCGCAACUGGCACCUCACUUUCGGUGUAUGUGUAUGUGUAUACCUAUACCUGAGGGCCGUGAUACGAGAUACGUAGUAAAUUGACAGGAAGU